This is a messenger RNA of Maudiozyma barnettii, 264 nucleotides long. RefSeq names its product U2 snRNP complex subunit YSF3 (gene YSF3). The coding region runs from base 1 to 264 and encodes 87 amino acids. The record is from RefSeq and is a predicted model, not a curated record. NCBI's taxonomy places the organism in Eukaryota, Fungi, Ascomycota, Saccharomycetes, Saccharomycetales, Saccharomycetaceae. The transcript is spliced from 2 exons.
AUGUCAGAAGGACAAAGACAACAACGUAUAUAUCAAAUACAAAGGCAGAAAUACCUUGGUGUGGGUAGCGAAACUACUACAAAGGAGUCAUGGUCGGAUAAUGUGAGAAAGGAUACAUAUCACAGUCUACAAGGACAUUCUGCGAUCCUUGAAUAUUUAACUUUGGCCAAUGAUUCUAUUCCGUCAAAGAGAGACAUGAAAGUGACUCUAAUCAAGAAAAUGGCACGAGAUGAAAGCACUAAGAAGAGACAUAUUGACGAUUAA